AUGUCCAGAAGCGGGCCUGCACUGGCAUGCACGAUAGGAAUGGCUCCGUUGAACAGGUACUCCACCACAGCAAUUCCAAAGUGUUCGUUCCACAUAGUGUUGAGACCAAAGUCGGCUUUCGACAGGUACUCGUCCAAAACGUCUCUCGGAGCGUUCACCUCGAAAACCACGUACUGUUCGAUAUCCAGCUUCUUGACCAAUUCUUUCAACUCGACAACCGUUUCCUCGUCCUGCGCAGUUCUCGUGGAUCCCACAAGCACCAGCUUGUACGGCUUCUCAGAAGUCUCCAGGUACUUGGCGUAUUCCUCGAUCAAAAGUCCGUGUCUCUUUUCCGGUCUGAACUGGGCAAGAUACAGCAUGGUGCGGUCCUUCUUGCCGAACGGACUGGCGAUCUUGGUUUCGUCGAUCCCUGUGGAAGGGUAUAGGAUCUUGGGAGGAUGCGUUUCCACUACGUUGGACCAAACAGACUUGAUGUGGUUACACGUCCAUGUCGAGUUGCACAGAGUGAUGUCGAUGCACUGGGCCACAAACUCGUAG
Messenger RNA from Ogataea philodendri, 537 nucleotides. RefSeq lists its product as uncharacterized. Bases 1 to 537 code for a protein of 178 amino acids. The transcript has a single exon. The record is from RefSeq and is a predicted model, not a curated record. Lineage: Eukaryota; Fungi; Ascomycota; Pichiomycetes; Pichiales; Pichiaceae.